This is a messenger RNA of Diabrotica virgifera virgifera (western corn rootworm), 664 nucleotides long. RefSeq lists its product as uncharacterized. The coding region runs from base 89 to 562 and encodes 157 amino acids. The record is from RefSeq and is a predicted model, not a curated record. The transcript has 4 exons. Lineage: Eukaryota; Metazoa; Arthropoda; Insecta; Coleoptera; Chrysomelidae.
UGCAGUUAAUUACGCCAUUUCAUUUUAGUACAAAUAUUAAUAAGUAAAAAAUUUUUAUCAGAAAGAAGUACAUACAGUAAUUAGUAAGAUGAGUACCAUCGUAAGGUUAUUCUGUAUUGUAGUGUUCUCGUAUUCAAUUUUAUCGACGACAUCAUAUAAGAUUCGCAAAGAGCAUCUGGGAUAUGGAGUGAGAAGCUUCCUUUCAGAUAUAUUAAGAGAUCCUGUCGGGAAGAUUAAAAAAGUUAUAUCCAAUUUUGGUAUAAGGAAUCCUUUAAUAAAUUCACUGUUAAAAGGUGUAGAAAAUCUGAAAUCUGGACAAGGAAUAUCUGGUUUUCUAAAAAUAUUUAUCAAGGGCUUCAUCAGCAAAUUGGAAGCUGUUUAUGAUAUACUUAUACCAAGCGGACGAGACAUCUUUGAGAUUCUAAGGCUGGGUACUAUGGACACUUUAAAAGAAUACACAAACAGUACUACACUGCAGAGUUAUAAUAAGGUUGUCUAUGGAGUUUUCGAUUUCAUGAGACAAGGCAUUAAAUCUGCUAAAGUCCACUUAUUACACUUAUAAAUCAAUUUUUUAUAUAUGUCGGUUGGUACAUAUAUAGAGAUUUUGUUAUACUUUUGUAAUAUGUUACUUUUUUGUUAAUUAAAUGAGAGAUAGAAAUAAAAA